UACUCGACAAGACCAGGAUGACUACCGGACGCUCGUGGUCGGAGGACUUUACCAGCAUGUACCAUGACCCGCGCCCGCACGACAUGGCUCACCGGUCGUGGUCCGUCUGCGACGACUACACGCCGUAUGCGCCCACCGAGGUCACAGCGUCGCCGUCGUCGUCGUCGUCGGACUCGGCCGAAGCCGGCGCGAUCACGUACCCGCAGGCCACCAACAUGGCCCACAAGUGCGGCUACCGCACGGGCAAGUGCUUCAACCUCCGCGCGCAGAAGCGCAACGGCAAGGACCACAAGCUCUGCGACUUCCACCGCGAGAAGGCGAACCUCAACCAGAAGAAGCUCGACCGCAAGAAGCGCCUGCGCCGGUUCUCGCCGUACGACGAGAAGCCCGCGCCGCUGAGCCUCCCGAGCCUCCUCGAGGAGGACAAGGUCGAGGACGACGACGAGCUCACGGCGUCGUCGCCGACGCGCAUCGAUGACGCGCCGCUCGUGCUCGGGUUCGACGAGGUCGAGUUCUUUUGCCACGUCAUGACACCCGAGAUGCGCCACCAGACACCGAAGGCCGAGCCCGCGCCACUCUCGCUCGACACCACGUGCCGGAGCAGCGACGAUGCGACGUCGUCGGCCCUCGACAUGCUCUUCAAGUCGGAAAUCAUGUUUUUCGUCGAUCAAAUGUAACUUGUACGGGCUGCGACUAAGCUCACCUCACUAAAAAGUGUAAUAAUAUUUAAUGCAAUGUAGCUCUGCGCUACAUAUUGAC
Molecule: messenger RNA, 759 nt
Organism: Saprolegnia parasitica CBS 223.65
Lineage: Eukaryota; Oomycota; Saprolegniomycetes; Saprolegniales; Saprolegniaceae
Exons: 1
Coding region: 18-677 (219 amino acids)
Source: RefSeq, a predicted model, not a curated record